This is a messenger RNA of Corticium candelabrum, 3087 nucleotides long. RefSeq lists its product as uncharacterized. Gene Ontology annotation, cellular component: ciliary inversin compartment. Lineage: Eukaryota; Metazoa; Porifera; Homoscleromorpha; Homosclerophorida; Plakinidae. The transcript has 3 exons. Gene Ontology annotation, biological process: protein localization to ciliary inversin compartment; protein phosphorylation. The record is from RefSeq and is a predicted model, not a curated record. The coding region runs from base 46 to 2946 and encodes 966 amino acids. Gene Ontology annotation, molecular function: protein binding; protein kinase activity; ATP binding.
GUCAAGUCAAUUUCGUAAUUUCUUUCUCCACCGCCUACUAACGAAAUGACAGAACUCAUAUCCGCCGUGAAAGAUCGCAAUUGGGACCUGGUUGAAGACCUUCUCGAAGAAGGCAAAGAAGUGAACGAACGAGACAGUUCCGGCCGAACUCCUCUCUAUUUUGCAGCCCAGAAGGGUCUCGUCGACAUCACGCGCAGCCUCCUCAACUACGGCGCCAGCACCAACCUACAAACGCACUGGGGCUCGACUCCCCUCCAUGUGGCGGCCGACAAAGGAUUUGACGAGAUGCUGAGAGUUCUGGCGACGACGAGGGUGACGACAACGAAUUUGGACUUGCAGAAUAAAAAUGGGGACACAGCGUUGCAUUUGGCUGCGUAUCGAGGCAAGAUUGGCGCCGUGAACGUUUUGGUUGAGGAAGGCGCGAGCGUUUUGUUGGCAAAUCAGGACGGGAGGACGCCGCUGGCCGACGCCGAGGUGAAUGGGCACGAGGAGGUCGUUGCGUGUUUGAGACGCGCGGCUGAGGCGCAGACUAGACAAGCUGAACGGAUGAUGGCAGCUCAACCAAUAGCCCAACAACAUUGGGAAGUCAGGGAUAGGCUAUGGCAACAAGGCCAUGGACCUCCAUACAUCGAACCCUUUCAACAUCCUACCUCAAAUCAGUGGACACGCCCACACAUGACCCCUCUUCCCCAACCUCAAAUGUAUCGACAUCUCGUCUCUCAGCCGGUAGUCCAGCAAUCACAUCCCGUCUACCAUCGGCCUCUUGCAUGGCAACAAGCUGCUGUUGCUCAGCAAAUGCAGACGGAUCACCUACAAUUUGUGAACGAACCUCGUCCAUUCAACUGCCCACCUCAGCACCCACCGAUUCGUCACCAGAGAUUACCCACUUUGCCUGUGAUUUCAAACGAUCCUCGCAUGUAUAACCAGCCACAUGUUGUACAAGGGAAUCCGUUGGUACGUCCACUGGCCACUCACGUUCUGCAAGAUUCGUCAUGCGAACAGCCCACUCUACGUCCACCCCGACAGUGCACACAACUGGAAGGAGCUCAAACGGCUUCUAUGGCAGGAAGUGAGUUAUCACAAUAUUUCGAGGCAUCGACCAAUAGCAGCCCAGCAAACAGUUUGAUUGAAAAGGGUGAUGUCGAAGCGAAUACGGACGGACAAGGUCAACAGAAGGAGAGAGUAUAUGUAGACGUUGGACGGCAGCAGUCAGUGCAUGAGCACGAGCAGUUGGAGUACAAGAACAUGAUGCUGAACGAGGUGAUUGUAGCUCAAACGGAAAGAAUGUCGGACAUUGACAAACUGGAGGACAAAAACAAGGCGCUAAUGGACGAGCUAAUGAAAGCGAGGGAAGAGAAUGAGGCGCUGAUGACAAGAUGCAAUGAUUUGGUACGAGAAGCUGCUGCUCUUCGAGAAACCGUUGCUCGUCAGGAAACACCAACCGAUGCAUCCGAACCACCUGAUGCGUCUGAACGUACCGAGACGCUUCAACGGUGUAGACCGACGUCAGCUUCGUGUAUUAAUAUUAACGGGGAGCGGCUGAGUGCGGUCGCAUCCGCUGUGAUUCAUGCCGACGGUUCGCUUCCGCCUCGGUUAGAAGAAAGACUGAUCCGGUUGAUAUUAACUGACAUAUCGGAGUGUACGGGUAUUAACUAUGUGAGCAAUCCGGACAUGUCGCAGUGUGGGAUGGGGUACAUGCCAGCCGUGAAGGGAGACAAGUUGUGUGUUGAGGGGCUGGAGUGGAUUUACAACGUCGACUAUUGGUUGAGAGAGGACGAGCCGCUCAAUCGGCCGAAGGACGGGACGAGAGAGGGCGCGUGUUCUCUGGUAUUUCGAAUAGAACACAAACGAUACGGACCACUCAUACUGAAGGUAAUGAUUAAUCUCAUCAACAUGUGCAGUGCAGGUCACGGCUCUGGUCAGAGUAUGACUACGUUUCUUGCGGGUCAGUUCGGGGCAGAGCACGACGUGCCCCUCCAGCUGCCCAAACAUCCCAACAUCGCCGAGAUCCUCCAUCACUUUCACGGCUCGACGCGACCGUUCAAUCAGUUCUUGAGGUACAUGAUUCCUCCACAGUUUGACGUGCAUCUCGAACAAGCGAGCAAAACCACUUUCAUGGUGAUGAGAGAGUACGUCUGCACUCUUAGAUCGUUUGUAGCUCAAAAAAAGGAAGCCAACCCCACGCCUCCAUACGGUCUCGAACAGGAUUAUAUUCUGUGUUUACUGAUCCAGUUAGGGUCUGCAAUCAAUCAUCUCUUACAGUACGGCGUUUGUCAUCGUGAUAUGAAGGCCGACAAUGUGUUUUUGGAUGUCGGCCAGUGGAAGGUCGUUUUAGCUGAUUUUGGGCAUGCACGGAGUCUGUAUCGUGGGGGUGAGCUCACAACGAGAAAGCCCAUACAGUUUGUGGAGUCUGGUCAAAUGAUGGCUGGAAAUUCGAAUGCAUGGGCACCCGAGAUCGUCAAGAGUUAUAAGGACGGUCCUCCUGUUGAUCACGACGUGUUCUUAUCAGACAUAUAUGCGAAGACUGACGUGUAUGGACUGGGUAGGAUGGUGUAUCAGAUGCUGUGUCGACGGGAGGACGAGUUCCCGAUGGGAUCGGUUCCUUACACAAUCGCUAGCCUCCCCCCUCUGCCGGAUGUGUUCUCGCCGAGUUUACGAAGGAUGUUGGAAGGGAUGGUCGCUUACGAUUCGAGCGAACGUCUGUCUGCUCGAGAUGCCGAGGUCUCAUCUGGGCUGUUGCUGUUUGGCCCUCAGAGUUGGGCAUUGACGACCGAACAGGCGUACGGUCAGUGGCGUUCUGAGCAGAUUUUUAAGUGCUCGUUGGAAUCGAGUUCGAACAGAGAAGACGGAAAAGACAGACUGAUGAAGGAGUUACUGAGUCGGCUGUUGUAUACGACUUCAGCGCAUGACAUUUGUAGGUAUGCCAAUCGACUAAAGCAAUACUAACUCUCGGACAUUACAUCGUUAGUAACACAAUGUAUUUGAUAAGUAGCUUAACAAUGUCACGUGACAUACACAAGCAUGAUGUCACACAUUGUAUUUUGACUCUAUUUUGAUGCAAUAUGAUACAGCACUUUGUUCUUUUUA